AUGGCACCUAUGAAAAGCUGGAUGGUAGGGCUACUGCUGGUGCUACUGUGCCCAUCCCAGGCCCCUCUUUCUGGUGCGGUAAAUGCCCAGGACGUGGCCGACACAGAGGCAAGCGCAAGAAUUGUUGAGGAGGUUGUGGCAGAAGAGGUCGAAAAUGCUGAGGGUGAUGAUGGUGCAGGCGAAGAGGAGGAACACGUAACGGAGGGGGAAGCGGAGGAAGAGUCAGAUGAUGAGGCUGAAACUGAUGAACAGGAGGUGGAAGAGGAGGAAGAGGAAUCUGAUGAGGAGGAAGAGGAAUCUGAUGAGGAGGAGGAGGAGGAGGAGGAAGAAGAGGAAACUGCUGAAGAGGAGGAAGAAGAAGCUACUGCUGAGGAGGCAGAGGAAGAGGAGGAAGCAGAGGAGACUGCUGAGGUGGAAGAGGAUGCUGAGGAGGAGGCAGAAGAAGAAGAGGAGGAGGUAGAGGAAGCUGAUGAGGAGGAGGAAGCUGAGGAGGAGGAAGAAGAAGAAGAAGAAGAAGAAGAAGUAGAGGCCUCUGAGAAGGAGGACGCAGAAGAGGAAGAGGCUGCUGAUGAGGAAGAGGAGGAGGCUGAUGAGGCAGACGCAGCAGAGGAAGACGAGGACGAGGAAGAGACUGCUGAUAAGGAAGAGGAGGAGGAUGCUGCUGAGGAGGAGGAAGAAACUGCUGAAGAAGAGGAGGAGGCUGAAAACGAGGAGGCGGAGGAGAACGAGGAGACAGCUGAGGAAGAAGAGGAGGAGGCCUCUGAAGAGGAUCAUGAGGCAGCUAACUACCAUGCUGGCUCAUUGUGUAGUGUUUGCUCCAUCUGCGAGUACUGUUCCAGUAAUUGUGACAACUGCCCCUGUGAGGAGGAAGAUGAAUCGGAUCACUGUGAGCACUGCCAAGAAUGCUCAUCCUGCUACCUCUGCCCCAUACUGUGUGACACAAUUUGCACACCAGGCGGUUUGGUUGAUGAGCUGACUGGGACCAUCUUUCAGUAA
This is a messenger RNA of Scomber scombrus (Atlantic mackerel), 996 nucleotides long. RefSeq names its product cilia- and flagella-associated protein 251. The record is from RefSeq and is a predicted model, not a curated record. Bases 1 to 996 code for a protein of 331 amino acids. Lineage: Eukaryota; Metazoa; Chordata; Actinopteri; Scombriformes; Scombridae. The transcript is spliced from 6 exons. Gene Ontology annotation, molecular function: calcium ion binding.